GUCUGUUGCCUGGCCUGCCUGGCCAGCCUGGCAUUCACUGGCAUUGUGCAAGGUUAGGGAGGAAGGUUGUGUUGUGGUUGUAAUUUUAUUUGCCAUUUAGUGCUGUUUAGUGCAUUAAUGUAUUAAUUAAUCGGAACUGCCGUAAAACAAUUGUCAGUUUCUCAAGUUUUCCUAAUUAAGGUAUCAGUUAUCAGUAAAGAUAUUGGUGAAGCACGUCAAGCAAUGUCAGCGUGUCGUCAGAUGUCAAGGAUUUAAUAAUCGUUGCUAAUAUUAAAUGCUAUUUGAGAAGUGGUUUAAACAUGCCGUGCUGGUAUUAUGAGAAAAAAGAACUUCGCAACACACCGUCUAUUCAGGAUGGUAUCGAUUACGAGACGGAAUGUAGAUAUCGAAAGGAAGGCGCACGUUUUAUAAUAGACACUGGGACAAAAAUGGAUUUAGGUUACAACACGAUGGCAACGGGUGUUGUCUAUUUUCAUCGAUUCUACAUGUUUCAUUCGUUCAAGAACUUUCCGCGAUAUGUAACGGCUUGCUGCUGUUUACUCCUAGCUGGCAAAGUGGAGGAAACUCCAAAGAAAUGCAAGGACAUUAUAAGGACUGCCAAAACGUUGGUGUCAGAACAGAAGUUCAUGACUUUUGGAGAAGAUCCUAAAGAAGAAGUAUUGAUUCUGGAGCGAAUUUUAUUACAAACUAUUAAAUUUGAUCUACAAGUGGAACAUCCAUACAGCUAUUUACUAAAAUAUGCAAAGUGUCUAAAAGGCGAUAAGAACAAGUUGCAAAAGAUGGUUCAAAUGGCUUGGACAUUUGUUAACGACAGUUUAUGUACUACUCUGUCGCUACAGUGGGAGCCAGAGAUCAUAGCUGUCGCUCUAAUGUACUUGGCAGGAAAGCUAAGCAAAUUCGAAGUGGUAGAUUGGGUUGGCAGACAAUCGAAACAUUUACGAUGGUGGGAUAUGUUUGUCGAAGAUGUGACUAUGGAUCUUUUGGAAGAUUCGCCACCUAUGGUACCAUCUAGCGAAGUGUGCAGAGAACGAUCCAUCACUGCUGCUACUAUAGAAUCUGCAUCUAAUACACCAAACGUUACGCCCGGAAAGUCUUCGAAAAGCAUCGAAGCAUCAACAGUUUCUGCAAACGGAUGUCCAGUUACAGACAUCGCGGAUACAAUAAAACCGAUAGACACCUCAACGGCACACUUUCCCACAUAUUCGACGACGUUUGCGUCCAACAACACAACGUAUCCACCGGCGUUUCCACCUACGAACGUCUCGGUUCCUCCUCCUUCUGUAAAUACAAUGAAUCAUAUCGUGCCGACGAUACAUCACAUUGGAUCGUCCGCUGCUAUUCGCCCGACACCGCCAUCGGGACCGACUGCCACGCAAACCGCUUUUCAAUCAUAUUCCUACCCAACAAACGCGUCCUAUUUUUCAGCGAAUAAUCCAAUUCCGCCGCCGGCCGCGCCGCCACGUAGCUAUUAUCCACCGCAACCAUAAUGGAAACCACGGUAUCGCGCAUCCAACAAAUAUACAAGUGUUGUAUCUCCGUGUCAGUGUCAUUAUCCUUAAUUAAAGAUAAAUGGUAGACGUGUGAAGAGACAUCACGUUAAUUUUAAGUUUUGUGUAUAAUGUACUGUAUUUUUAUAGCAUAUACAGUAAUAUAAUGGUAAACUCUCCUUCUUUGUAGUAUCUCCUUAUAAAUAAAGCAAACGUUUAUAACUUU
Molecule: messenger RNA, 1713 nt
Organism: Temnothorax curvispinosus
Lineage: Eukaryota; Metazoa; Arthropoda; Insecta; Hymenoptera; Formicidae
Gene: CycK
Product: cyclin-K
Exons: 7
Coding region: 300-1487 (395 amino acids)
Biological process (GO): positive regulation of DNA-templated transcription, elongation; regulation of transcription by RNA polymerase II
Cellular component (GO): nucleus; cyclin/CDK positive transcription elongation factor complex
Molecular function (GO): cyclin-dependent protein serine/threonine kinase activator activity
Source: RefSeq, a predicted model, not a curated record